AUGCUGGAGCCGACGAUCGAUGUUCUGAAGAGCAUUGCGGAAGAGCAUCUUGUCUCUGUUUCCGCGGUUGCACUGAACUAUUCGAUCGAUAAAGGUGUUGUUCCCCUGGUGGGAGUGCGCAACCCUGAACAAGUGGAGGAGGAUAUGCAGGCGCUUGGCUGGCGACUGAGCAAAGACGAGGUGCGUCGCAUUGAGGAGGUUAGUUUCGAGGGAAACACGUCUGCCUUGUUGCAGCAUGGGUAA
This is a messenger RNA of Penicillium brasilianum, 243 nucleotides long. The record is from the annotation of a GenBank genome assembly. Lineage: Eukaryota; Fungi; Ascomycota; Eurotiomycetes; Eurotiales; Aspergillaceae.